AUGCAUAUCGGUUGGCCGCAGAGACGCACAGACACAUGCUAUCUUUGUCCUUCAGUCUCUCUCUCUCUGUUUUUCUCCAUACAUCAUGGCAUUUCUAUUAUUUUAAGCGAGGAAUAUAUAUAUAUAUAUAAAGGGGAGGGUGGGAUGGCACUUUCCGCACGGAUGGUGACGCUGCGGCGAGGGGCUCCAUGCACAUUGAGCCGCCAUCAUUCAUUUUGUGCGAUUUACAGUUUGGGCAGAGGUGUGAUGAUAUCGACUCGCGUGGGUUUGUGCCAGCGCACAUGCAAGCCGCCACAGGAGGGCGCCAAGGACGCGGCUGCAGCAUGUCGUGCUGCAUUUCAGCACUUUAUUCGCCUUCGGAGCUCUGAAUAUACCGGGACACAUGUGCCCACAUUCGAUAAGACCGCUACAACUACUGCGACGGCCACUAACGGAGUGGCGCUGGAAGACGAUGAGGAGGAGGAGCCCAUGCGUCAUGCGUUGGAGACGAUUGAAGUCUGCCCAGUCACAAGCAAUGGAAGUCAUACGGACGCACGAUGCAGCGAGAAGGUUGAAAGGAUAAAAGAGAAGAAUGGGGGGAGGUGCUUGCGGUCAGAACGGAUGCAGCCCUCUCCCUUUUCUUCUUCUUCAUCUUCAUUCUUCUUCGCUUCCUGCUCCGUACCGCGGGGAAAACGGGAUUUGUAUCGUCUGCAUCAACGCGCGGCGAAGGAUUUGAAUAUGGCACGAGAAGCGCAGCUUCGAAUGGAGUAUGAGCGUGCAGUGAACAUUUUACGCGAAAUUCAUAUAGCCCUGAAGGGGAUUAUGCCUCCUUGUGGAGGUCCUCAUGGGAGUCAGUCGAGAAGACCACACAAGGAAUGGUUGGAUUCCACCGAAGCAAUACGAUUUGAACGUUUGCAUCAACUCCGCGAUACCACAAGCCGACUUUCGACGGCACAUUUUCUUUUACUGCCUGUGGCCUCCAUUCUACAGUUUCUUGAGCUCGUUGGGAGCAUUGCUGCUCUUGUGCAGGAGCCGCACAGAACCGCCCAUGGUUAUGUUGUGCGACAGGCGGUGCGGGCACUCUUCCUCGAUAACACUGCCGCCACAAUGAACACAAGCAAGGGGCCUGCUUCUACCAGUCAUACGGGAAAUACGCUGAAUUCACAGAUGCAUAUUUUAUCAGGUCUUCAUUACUACAAACUUCUGCGCGUCAUGCUAUCUCUACCAUCCGUUGAAACCAUUGAGGUGUCUGGCAACGCUGAAACAGUGAUGCCAUUGGAGGAGUUCUGUGUGCGGCAGUUAAGUAAUGGUGUAAACGUCUCUGUGCAAUCAAACCUUAAGCUGUUUCUUCAUGAGAUUGGACCAGUUCGUGCUGUUCGUGUGGUCGCGUGGUGCAUGCGCCACGCAGUCUCACUGCCUGUCUCAUCAUGGCAAGGGAAAAAAAGCUCUUCAUUCGGGGCAUCCUCCGUCUUGCCACCACGUGGGGAGUUGCGCAUUCCCUUUGGUGUUGGCAAGGAGUAUACACAAAGUGUGUUGGCCUCUUUUUCGGGGUACAAUCCCCGUGGGGACGAUACCAGCAAGGAGAAUGUGACUAAAGAGAAGGCGCGAACAACAUUUGGGGUAAAAGAACUGGCGGUGUUAUGCAACGCCAUUGUCUUUUAUGAGAUCCGGACAAUGGAGGCCGUGAAGGUUCUUGUGGAGGCAGCACCGGUGUGUGCGGCGGGGGUAGAUGAGUUGUCAGGCCAUCAGUUGAGUUGUGUCAUGCUCGCUUACGCGACGCUGAGGUAUCAUGGUGAGUUGUCACGUCACCCGACAUCAUUUCACACAAUACUUCUAUCAAAGAGUACAAAUCAGACGAAUUUUUACCUGUUGCUGGGUGAACGCGCAGGUAAACUGGGCGAACAGCUUCAUGAAGAUGAUGCGGCUCGAGUGUUGCGUGCACUGGCGAUGGUUGACGUUGAGCACGAGGGACUUCGACGCUCAUUGGAGUCCAGCAUGCGUAUGAAGGGGCUUUAUAGAAGAGUUAUUUUAUCAUGA
Messenger RNA from Trypanosoma cruzi, 2016 nucleotides. RefSeq lists its product as uncharacterized. The coding region runs from base 1 to 2016 and encodes 671 amino acids. The record is from RefSeq and is a predicted model, not a curated record. The transcript has a single exon. Lineage: Eukaryota; Euglenozoa; Kinetoplastea; Trypanosomatida; Trypanosomatidae.